This is a messenger RNA of Stylonychia lemnae, 327 nucleotides long. Lineage: Eukaryota; Ciliophora; Spirotrichea; Sporadotrichida; Oxytrichidae. The record is from the annotation of a GenBank genome assembly.
AUGUUGGUUAGUAACUAUUAUGAUGCUUUACAAAAGUAAUUGGACCAGAAAUUGGCAGCAGAAAUAACAAGGAAGUUUGUGUUGGAACUAUUACAAGGAGAUACAGUAAAUUUGAAAAAGAGUGUUGUUCAAACAGUUCUGAUUGGAUUAUCGAAUUCCCUAGAAAGAGCUCUACAAUAUAGCGAAUACUUCUGGUAGCUGCAGUGUAACUUAUAGAUAAUACUUUUUUUGAUAAAAAAUUUCCCUGCUUACACCCUAGGUUCAUCUCAUGCUGCUGAUAAAGAAUAAAACAUAUCAAAUAAAAACAAUAUAAAUUUAUUACUUUGA